Messenger RNA from Malania oleifera, 1777 nucleotides. Its product is annotated as patatin-like protein 2. Gene Ontology annotation, molecular function: glycerophospholipase activity; monoacylglycerol lipase activity. The record is from RefSeq and is a predicted model, not a curated record. Bases 322 to 1566 code for a protein of 414 amino acids. The transcript has 7 exons. NCBI's taxonomy places the organism in Eukaryota, Viridiplantae, Streptophyta, Magnoliopsida, Santalales, Ximeniaceae. Gene Ontology annotation, biological process: lipid metabolic process.
GAUAUUGGUGGCGACAGGUAGACUAUAACCUCGUCAAAGGGAGAAUGGGUCAAAUUCUCUCACCGUGUACAAAUUUCCAUGAUUGCUGAAACUUGGAAAAUUCUAAGAACCAACAGCUUAUAAGUACUCAUUUCAUCACUGCCAGCUGCUUCAUCAAAGAGUAUACCCACGUCUUUCAACUUCAAUAUACACUAUAGAAUUCCCCUCCCUCUAAGGCUAGCUAGCUCCAAAAAAAAAAAAAAAACUUCAGCACUCUCUCUCUCUCCAGCCGCACAUUUACAUAUAUAAUUAAGUUGAAUUCGAACACACCAAUCUAUAUUCAUGGAAGCAACAGCGUACAGAAAAUCAAGAAGCUUACCCCUACAGCCCCCAACUUAUGGAGACCUAGUCACUAUUCUCAGUAUUGAUGGGGGUGGAAUACGAGGGAUUAUCCCAGGAAUUCUCCUCAGCUUCCUAGAGUCUGAGCUGCAGAAGCUGGACGGUGAAGGUGCAAGGAUUGCAGACUACUUCGAUGUGGUUGCGGGAACAAGCACAGGUGGUCUUGUGACGGCCAUGCUCGCUAGCCCCGGUGGAGAUGACCGCCCAUUGUUUGCUGCCAAAGAUAUCAAGGACUUCUACCUUGACAAUUGCCCAAAAAUCUUCCCACAAGCUUGUAGUCCGCCAUUUGCUUUGUUUGCAAAAAUAAUCAAAUCUCUGUCGGGGCCAAAAUACGAUGGGAAGCAUUUGCACGGCCUUGUGAAGGAAAAACUGGGAGACACCCGUCUGCACCAGACAUUAACCAACGUUGUAAUCCCAACAUUUGACAUCAAGCAACUCCAGCCAACCAUCUUCUCUUCCUAUGAUGUGAAGAACAAGAGGCACUUAGAUGCCUGUCUCUCGGAUAUAUGCAUUGGAACCUCAGCAGCACCCACUUAUCUCCCGGCCCACCAUUUCCAAAUCAAAGACGCCUCAGGAAAAGUCAGAGAAUUCAACCUAAUAGACGGCGGUGUGGCUGCAAAUAAUCCCACUUUACUGGCCAUGGGCGAGGUAACAAAGGAGAUCAAAAGGAAAAAUCCUGAUUUCUAUCCUAUCAAACCGAUGGACUAUGGCCGAUUUCUGGUGAUAUCCUUGGGCACAGGCUCGCCCAAAGCUGUAGAGAAAUACACGGCGGAAGACGCAGCAAAAUGGGGUGUACUAGGUUGGUUGAACCACGGUGGUUCCACCCCCUUAGUGGACGUGUUCAUCGAAGCAAGUGCCGACAUGGUCGACGUCCACAUUUCCACUGUUUUCCAAGCCCUUCAAUCCGAAAAAAAUUACCUUCGAAUACAGGACGACACGUUAAGCAGGGUGUUGUCUUCGGUUGAUGUAGCCACGAAAGAGAAUAUGGAAGAGCUUGUGAAAGUUGGUGAGGGAUUGCUAAAGAAACCAGUUUCCAGGGUGAAUUUGGAUACGGGCAUCUUCGAGACUGCUCCUGGUGAUCAAGAAUCUAAUGAGAAAGCACUCAGCAGGUUUGCUAAAAUACUAUCGCAAGAGAGAAGCCUCCGUCUUGCUAGAUCACCACUCGGACAUGCAACAAAUCCCAAAUAAUAUUCUACAUUUUAUUAAGACAAUUCUCCUUUUUUUUUUUUUUUCUUUUUUGUCUUUUUUUUUUUUUUACAUUACUAAACAUUGUACUAGUAAAAAAAUUGUUGAUUAUUCUUUUGAAUAGAUCCAAUGAUCACUAAUUAAUUGGAUAAGUUUUGAUAUAAACAUGUUGUAAUCUUUUGUGUUAUAUAAACAAAUCAAUUUUUUAUUGAAA